CUCUCUCUCUCUCCUCGUAAUCCAACUUGAUCAUAAACGCGCCAUUUUGCUUUCCCGGCCCUGUCUUAACGAGUUUGGUCAACGGAAGAAUCGCCGGCGGAAAGCUUCAGGACGGGAGCUUAGAGGUGACCAUUCCCUCACUCCUAUCUCUCACUCUACUUUGGAGUGAGAUUUUCCUGCUGAGAGAAAGGUAGGGAGGGUGGUAAGUAGAUAGAAGCUAAAAAGGAUUUUUUGUAAUGGCAGCAGCGAAGUUUCAAGCGCUAUGGAACCAUCCAGCUGGUCCUAAAACUAUUCAUUUUUGGGCUCCAACUUUUAAAUGGGUUAUCAGCAUUGCUAACGUUGCAGACUUCUCUAAGCCACCUGAGAUGAUAUCGUAUCCUCAUCAAAUGGUUGUUGCUUGCACUGGAAUCAUCUGGUCACGCUACAGCCUGGUGAUUACACCUAGGAACUUGAACCUUUUUUGUGUAAAUAUUGGAAUGGCUAGCACAGGGAUCUAUCAGCUUUCUCGCAAAGUCCGGGAAGACUACUUAUCUGAUGGGAAGGAGGAGCAGGUGGAAGAACAAUAAAUUUCUUCAGGACCUCUUUUGGGACAGAAUUAAGCACCUGAAUUUGCA
Molecule: messenger RNA, 614 nt
Organism: Dendrobium catenatum
Lineage: Eukaryota; Viridiplantae; Streptophyta; Magnoliopsida; Asparagales; Orchidaceae
Product: mitochondrial pyruvate carrier 4
Exons: 6
Coding region: 237-566 (109 amino acids)
Biological process (GO): pyruvate import into mitochondria
Cellular component (GO): mitochondrial inner membrane
Source: RefSeq, a predicted model, not a curated record